UCGAUGGGGUCUUUGGUGACGCGGUGAGCAUCAAUCGUGUAGGCUCUGGAAGGAGUGGGUGCCGUCUCCACCCAGGAGCGAAGCCUCCGAGCAAAUGCAUUGGGGAGGAGGGCGAGGAGGCACGCGCUGUUUCCAGGUAAAGUUUCGCCAUAAAGGUAGUGGCAUCAUGGAAGCCUCGUCGAAUGGUGAAGGAAUGAUGGCCAUGUCUUGUACAUGUUGACUUGCAAGCCCCCAAAUCCAGCUCUUUGUCACGGGCUGCUGGCGAUUCCAGUUGCUUACAUCGGCAGGGCCGUAUCAGAUGAGCUGUAAGAUCUUGAGGAUACUCAACUGGUGGAACUGGGUGUCAAGAACUUUUACUGAGAAGUGGAAAUAAUACUCAAGGUUACUGAAUAUUCUGGAGGAAGAUUUUCAAAGGAUAUGAAUGGCUUAGUUAGGUAAAGGCAGUUUCUUAUUUGUCAUAUCUUUGUAUAAUCUGCUCACCACUAUGGAUUUGGAAAGUCCAUAUGCCUGAAAGAUGAACAUUUUUUUGCUUGGCAACUCAUCCGGACAAAGCUCCCAACUGAUCAGAACCUGAACUGGAAUAGUUUUAAUAAUUGUCGUUUCCAUGAUGAUAUUUGAAUGAUGGAAACCGCUUAUCACUUGUUUCUUGGUUGCAUUGUAGCUGAGUAUUCGAACAGGAUGAAAUCAUGGUCCUACUUAUUCAAAUCAUCCCAGUAACACCGAAGGUCUUUGAUCGGACUGGAUGGAAAAAUAGAUCAAUGAGGGCUUCUUAAUGGGCUUGGGAUUAUCACAGAUUACCUACCUACUGGUGCAUUUGGUUGGAGCAUAACAAAAGAAACAAACUCUUUUGUGGAAACUACAAAGACUGGAGUAUUGUUCCUUAAGAAAGUAGCGCAUAGGGUUUUGCUGAUUCUAAGAGGAAUGGAUUGUUCUGUCAGGUCAGGAAUAAUCUUGUUUCAGCAACACCCCUUGAUUCUUUCAUUCUACUGGUUGUACUCUCUUCAUCGUGAGACUUAAAUAUUCCCUGUUGUUAUUAUUAUUUUGUAUAUUUUCUUAAUGAACAAUGUCAUGAUCAUCUGAUUUUUUGAUCCAAGAAAAAAGUUAGAAUCAAGAACAUGCCCUUUUGCUUUCCAAGGGCUUAUUUCACCCUGUUUCCUUUGCUGGAUGACAAUACAACUCACAAGGCCUCAAAAUACAAUGGCAAUCAUUCCAUUGCAUUUGAAUCAGCUGAAACCGAAGCAUCCAUUAAGGUGGCUUUUUGCUUGCAAGAAACUCAGAAAUGGAUAUAUUACUCAGUCCAACUGUUAAGGCAACACAGCUACUUCUCCUGCUCAGGUCUCUGCAGCCAGAAGUGACUGAUUUAUUUGGUGGUAGUCACGCGGAAUCUCAAUCAAUCAUCACCUUCUUAUUGGCCAAGCUUUUCCCAGGUAGAAAGCUUUGCAUCUGGUGAUGGACGCAGGAGAGAAGGAGGUCAAACGUGAGGACAAUAAUGAGCUCAUGAACAAGGGGAGCAGGCAUCAGAAGCCAAUGAAGAGGAUCAGCAGCUCAGACUCCUUCAAAGUGGAAGGAAAUGACAAGUCCGAGGAGAGAGUACGCCACUCGCUCCUCCUCGAGGGAACGGAGGAGAUGGAGUGGGACGAUGAGCUGUGCUCCAAUGGCUCCUCGUCUCUCGGGCAGAAGAAGCGGCGGCUGAGUGUCGACCAGGUGAAGGCUCUGGAGAAGGACUUCGAGGUGAUGAACAAGCUGGACCCGGAGAGGAAGGUGAGGCUGGCUCACGAGCUGGGCCUCCGGCCCCGGCAAAUCGCCGUCUGGUUCCAGAACCGCCGCGCCCGGUGGAAGACCAAGCAGCUGGAGCGCGACUACGGCGCGCUCAAGGCCCGUCACGACGCGCUCAAGCUCGACGUCGACGCGCUCCGCGGCGACAAGGAGGCGCUCAUGGACGAGAUGAGAGCGCUGAAGGCCAAGCUAGCAGAUCCCGCCACACCAAAGGUCGAGGAGGACGGCCGAGCUCUUGGCUUCCGGGAUGGCACCUCCGACACGGAUUCAAGUGCGGCGCUCAACGAGGAAGCCAGUCCCUACUCUGGAGCGUUGCUGGACCAGCACCACUCUGUUCUGGAAACCAAGUCCCAUUGCUCCUCCAUCUUCAUGGAAGAAGAUGGUUUCUUAAGGGGAGAGGAGCUGUGUGGUGCUCUGUUCUCGGAGGAGCAGGCACCCACCCUCCCUUGGUGCUGCACCGAGGGAUGGGAAUGAGCUAACAGAAGAAGAGGAGGCCACUGUAAAUGGAGUCCUUGGUGGGAACUGUGCGUAAAGGGUAGUGUCAGAAGAUAGUGAAAAGAAGAGACUCAAAGUCUCUUUUCUGUAAGCCAAUGUUUAAUAUAUGUCGAAUAAAGAAGGCCAGGCAAGUAGAGAACUCUUGACAAACUUGGUA
This is a messenger RNA of Musa acuminata subsp. malaccensis (wild Malaysian banana), 2428 nucleotides long. Its product is annotated as homeobox-leucine zipper protein HOX20. Gene Ontology annotation, molecular function: sequence-specific DNA binding; DNA-binding transcription factor activity, RNA polymerase II-specific. The record is from RefSeq and is a predicted model, not a curated record. Gene Ontology annotation, biological process: positive regulation of DNA-templated transcription. NCBI's taxonomy places the organism in Eukaryota, Viridiplantae, Streptophyta, Magnoliopsida, Zingiberales, Musaceae. Gene Ontology annotation, cellular component: nucleus.